Medicago truncatula (barrel medic) is the source of this 4899-nucleotide messenger RNA. Its product is annotated as pleiotropic drug resistance protein 1. Gene Ontology annotation, molecular function: ABC-type transporter activity; ATP binding; ATP hydrolysis activity. Lineage: Eukaryota; Viridiplantae; Streptophyta; Magnoliopsida; Fabales; Fabaceae. The coding region runs from base 301 to 4662 and encodes 1453 amino acids. The transcript is spliced from 24 exons. Gene Ontology annotation, cellular component: membrane. The record is from RefSeq and is a predicted model, not a curated record.
GAUGUUCAUGGCCACCUUGCCUCAAACUGUAUGGUAUGAAACAUUAAUAUUAGCUAUGUCACUCCAAUUUAAACGUCAUGGAAAAUGAAAUUAAAAUCCCCGUGUAACAUGUUGUUACUUCCUCUCUUUCUAUAUUAUAUAUAUAUACCUCAACAUUGAAAAAAGGAAAAGGGUCAUUUUGACUGCAGAAAAAAAACACCAACAGAAAUAAACUGAAGCAAAGUUAGCAAAUAGCUAACGAUUUUAACUGAGGUAUUAUAAUUGAUAAAACGUUUUCUUGUUAUUGCUGUGGUGGUGAGGAUGGAGGGUGGAGGUAGUUUCAGGAUUAGUAGUUCAUCAAUUUGGAGGAGCAGUGAUGCAGCUGAGAUUUUUUCAAAUUCUUUUCACCAAGAAGAUGAUGAAGAAGCUCUUAAGUGGGCUGCAAUUCAGAAUCUUCCUACUUUUGCGCGUUUGAGGAAAGGUUUGCUCACUUCACUUCAAGGGGAAGCCGUUGAGAUUGAUAUUGAGAAGCUUGGGCUGCAAGAAAGAAAAGAUUUGCUUGAAAGACUUGUUAGACUUGCUGAAGAGGACAAUGAGAAGUUUCUGCUCAAACUUAAGGAUCGAAUGGACAGAGUUGGAGUUGAUCUUCCUACAAUAGAAGUUCGAUUCGAACACCUGAAUAUCGAAGCAGAAGCUCGUGUAGGAAGCAGAUCUUUGCCUACCUUCACUAACUUCAUGGUUAAUAUAGUAGAGGGCCUAUUGAACUCUCUUCAUGUACUUCCAAGUAGAAAACAACAUCUAAAUAUUCUCAGGGAUGUUAGUGGAAUAUUAAAGCCUUCAAGAAUGACGUUGCUUUUAGGUCCUCCAAGUUCUGGAAAAACCACACUCCUAUUGGCUUUGGCCGGAAAACUUGAUCCAAAAUUGAAGUUUUCUGGAAGGGUAACUUAUAAUGGUCAUGAGAUGAGUGAGUUUGUCCCCCAACGAACUGCUGCAUAUGUGGAUCAAAAUGAUCUUCACAUUGGAGAAAUGACAGUAAGAGAAACCUUGGCCUUCUCAGCACGAGUCCAAGGAGUUGGACCUCGUUAUGACUUGCUAGCAGAAUUGUCCAGAAGAGAAAAAGAUGCAAAUAUCAAGCCUGAUCCAGAUAUUGAUGUGUACAUGAAGGCUGUAGCAACUGAAGGCCAGAAGGCAAAUUUGAUAACAGAUUAUAUCCUAAGGGUUUUGGGGCUAGAGAUAUGUGCUGAUACUAUUGUAGGAAAUGCAAUGUUACGAGGUAUCUCUGGUGGACAAAAGAAACGCCUUACAACAGGAGAAAUGUUGGUUGGACCCACUAAAGCUCUAUUCAUGGACGAAAUAUCUACUGGUUUGGAUAGCUCAACAACUUUUCAAAUUGUGAAUUCAAUGAGGCAAGAUGUCCACAUUCUCAAUGGAACCGCCAUUAUCUCACUCCUGCAGCCACCACCAGAGACUUACAAUCUUUUUGACGACGUUAUUCUACUCUCUGAUAGUCGCAUUAUAUACCAAGGUCCCCGGGAACACGUACUUGAAUUUUUUGAAUCAAUCGGUUUUAAAUGUCCAGAUAGGAAAGGAGUGGCAGAUUUCUUGCAAGAAGUGACAUCAAGGAAAGACCAAGAGCAGUAUUGGGAUCACAAAGAUCAGCCUUAUAGAUUUGUCACAGCUGAAGAGUUUUCUGAGGCAUUUCAAUCAUUUCAUGUUGGCAGAAGACUUGGUGAUGAACUUGGUACUGAAUUUGACAAGUCUAAGAGCCACCCAGCUGCUUUGACAACCAAGAAAUAUGGAGUGGGAAAAUGGGAACUGUAUAAAGCUUGCUCAUCAAGAGAAUAUUUACUUAUGAAACGCAAUGCAUUUGUCUACAUCUUCAAGCUUUGCCAACUAGCUGUAAUGGCAAUGAUCGCCAUGACCCUCUUCCUCCGGACUGAAAUGCACAGAGAUUCAGUGACUCAUGGAGGUAUAUAUGUAGGUGCAUUGUUCUAUGGCGUUGUUGUGAUCAUGUUCAAUGGAAUGGCUGAACUUUCAAUGGUAGUUUCAAGACUUCCUGUUUUCUACAAGCAAAGGGGAUACCUAUUUUUCCCUGCAUGGGCAUAUGCUCUUCCUGGAUGGAUCCUAAAAAUUCCUUUGAUUUUUGCGGAAGUGGCUGUUUGGGUGUUCCUUACCUACUAUGUCAUUGGUUUUGAUCCAUAUAUUGAAAGAUUUUUCAGACAAUAUCUUAUUCUUGUACUAGUACACCAGAUGGCUACUGCAUUAUUCAGAUUCAUUGCAGCAGUAGGGAGGGACAUGACAGUGGCUCUAACAUUUGGAUCAUUUGCAAUUGCCAUCCUUUUCGCUAUGAGUGGUUUUGUCCUAUCAAAAGACAGUAUAAAAAAUGGGUGGAUAUGGGGAUUCUGGAUAUCACCUAUGAUGUAUGGACAAAAUGCCAUGGUAAAUAAUGAGUUCCUUGGGAAUAAAUGGAAACAUGUUCUGCCUAACUCAACUGAGCCGCUAGGAGUUGAAGUUUUGAAAUCUCGCGGAUUCUUCACUGAGUCAUACUGGUACUGGAUAGGUGUUGGUGCUUUGAUUGGAUAUACAUUACUUUUCAAUUUUGGCUAUAUGCUUGCCCUCACUUUCCUGAAUCCUCUUGGGAAGCAUCAAACUGUUAUACCAGAUGAUUCUCAAAGCAGUGAAAAAAUUGGUGGUAGCAGGGAAAGAAGUAAUGUAUUGAGAUUCAUAAAGGAUGGCUUUUCACAGAUCACAAAUAAAGUGAGAAACGGUGAAAGUAGAAGUGGAAGCAUCUCUCCUAUUAGACAAGAAAUAGUUGCCUCAGAAACAAAUCAUAGCAGGAAAAGGGGAAUGGUUCUUCCUUUUGAACCACAUUCUAUAACCUUUGAUGAAGUUACAUAUUCCGUAGACAUGCCACAGGAAAUGCGAAGAAACCUAGGUGUUGUUGAGGAUAAGUUGGUUCUUUUGAAGGGUGUAAGUGGAGCUUUCAGACCUGGUGUUCUCACUGCUCUAAUGGGUGUGACCGGUGCUGGCAAAACAACUCUGAUGGAUGUGCUUUCUGGUAGGAAAACCGGAGGAUAUAUUGGUGGGAACAUCACAAUUUCCGGCUUUCCAAAGAAGCAAGAAACCUUUGCAAGAAUUUCUGGGUACUGUGAGCAAAAUGAUAUCCACUCUCCUUAUGUUACUGUCUAUGAAUCUUUGCUCUAUUCAGCAUGGCUCCGGUUGUCCCCAGACAUCAAUGCUGAAACUAGAAAGAUGUUCGUUGAGGAAGUCAUGGAACUUGUGGAACUGAAACCACUGCAAAACGCAUUAGUAGGACUGCCUGGUGUUAAUGGUCUCUCGACGGAGCAGCGCAAACGGUUGACAAUUGCAGUUGAGUUGGUAGCUAAUCCUUCAAUAAUAUUCAUGGAUGAACCAACUUCUGGGCUAGAUGCAAGGGCUGCAGCUAUUGUGAUGAGAACAGUUAGGAACACAGUAAACACUGGAAGAACAGUUGUUUGUACUAUCCACCAGCCUAGCAUUGAUAUAUUUGAAUCUUUUGAUGAGCUUUUGCUACUUAAGCAAGGAGGGCAAGAGAUAUAUGUGGGGCCACUUGGACAUAAUUCUUCCAAUUUAAUCAAUUACUUUGAGGGGAUCCAUGGUGUUAGCAAGAUUAAAGACGGUUAUAAUCCAGCAACAUGGAUGUUGGAAGUCACAACUUCAUCAAAAGAAAGGGAAUUGGGGAUUGAUUUUGCAGAGGUGUACCAAAAUUCAGAGUUAUACAGGAGAAACAAAGCACUUAUCAAAGAAUUGAGUACUCCAGCACCUUGUUCGAAAGAUCUUUAUUUUGCUUCACAGUACUCGAGAUCCUUUUGGACACAAUGCAUGGCUUGCUUAUGGAAACAACAUUGGUCUUAUUGGCGCAAUCCUGAAUAUAAUGCCAUUAGAUUUCUGUACUCAACCGCAGUUGCUGUUUUGUUUGGAAGCAUGUUUUGGGACCUUGGCUCCAAAAUUGAAAAGGAACAAGAUCUUUUUAAUGCCAUGGGGUCCAUGUAUUCUGCUGUGAUCGUAAUUGGCAUCAAGAAUGCUAAUUCAGUGCAGCCAGUGGUUGCUGUCGAAAGAACGGUCUUUUAUAGAGAAAGAGCAGCCGGAAUGUAUUCAGCUUUUCCAUAUGCUUUUGCUCAGGUUGUAAUUGAGCUCCCAUAUGUUUUUGUACAAGCUGUAGUCUAUGGCAUUAUAGUGUAUGCUAUGAUUGGUUUUGAAUGGUCUGUGGUUAAAUUUCUUUGGUGCCUAUUCUUCUUGUUUUGCACCUUCCUCUACUUCACCUACUAUGGCUUGAUGUCAGUGGCCAUGACCCCAAACAAUCACAUAUCCAUUAUAGUUUCAUCUGCAUUCUACUCAAUAUGGAAUCUCUUCUCAGGAUUCAUAGUCCCAAGACCAAAUAUUCCAGUGUGGUGGAGAUGGUACAGUUGGGCAAAUCCAAUAGCGUGGAGUUUGUAUGGAUUGGUGGUUUCACAAUAUGGAGAUGAAAAGCACAACAUUGAAACCAGUGAUGGAAGACAAACAGUAGAAGGUUUUCUGAAAAACUACUUUGAUUUCAAGCAUGAUUUUCUAGGAGUGGUUGCUCUUGUUAAUGUUGCAUUUCCAAUAGGUUUUGCUUUGGUCUUUGCCAUAUCAAUCAAGAUGUUUAAUUUCCAAAGGCGCUAAGAACAUUCAAUUUCUUUUCCAUCUCAAGAUGAAAAACCCAACAACAAUGAUUGUAUUUUUUUUAUUUACCAAUUAAAUACUGUAUCGUGCUAGUGAUUAGAUAGUAAGUUAAAUAUGUAAUUUAUUUGUCCCGUAAUUACAACUCAGUUGGAGCUUGGGUUCGAACAUAUGAGAUUCUCCACUUAUAUAUCACAUUUCUAACUAUUCAAUAACAACAGUUAAAUUUCGGCAGUGUCA